GUCAGACUGGAUAAUAUGUUAAAUUUCCUGUCAAAGUCAAACGAAAGAUGUCAAUUGUCAUUUUCAAUCCUGUUUUCAAUUGAAUUUACAUUGUGCGAGCUAAAAUUAUUGUUUUGUCAAUAAUAAUUAUUAUAAAUCUAGUGUAAAUAUAUCAACAAAAGGAUCAUCUCGAUCCCUCCUAGCAUAGAGCAUGUCGUCUUUUCAAGAUCGACAGAAAAGUUUAUUUAACCACCUGAAAGAUGCUGAGGAACAAUAUAGUUUUUCCAAGACAAAUAAUGCUGCAGAACAACCAGAUUAUGGCGUUAUUGACAAACGGACCUAUAAAAAAGUAAAGCGUGAAAUGAAACAGUUUCGUGGUAGAGAAAGUAUAUAUAAAAGGCCAGAUGCCAACCUUCGGCAGUGUUUAAGAGCGAGAUCAGCUCCAGACUAUUUGAAAAAUCCACAGAAGUGGCAAUACUAUUCGUUAUCAGAUGUUACCCCAGAGCAAUUGUCUGAUAAAACAAAUACAGAAACUGCUUUGGCCUUUAUGCGUGAAAUGGAAGGUAGAGAAGCUGAAGCUAUGCAAGAGCAGGAAACUGAAGUUAUCGAUGAGACAGGUGCUGUUUUUAAAAAACCAACCUUUAAUGUAUCGAAAACUAUAAAAAAGUUACCUGAAGAACAGAAAAAACCCAUAUUUGAGAGUAACAGAAUAAUUAUGCCAGAAUAUGUUGUAGGAAUGAGCAAGAAAAAGAUAAAUAAAAUACAGAUUAAGAAUAAAAACAUUAAAGAUAAUGGAGAAGUCAAAAAAGAAUUGAAACUUAAUCAUUUAUAUGAACUUGAUUGUGAUGAUGAUAAUGAUGACUGCACCUAAUUAAACUGUAUUUAAAAUAAUUUCCUUUUAUUGAAAAACUACCAAACCCAUCAGAAAUCGUGCCAGGUCCAAUAUGGGUAUUUUUUGAUUCCAUAUUACAUAAAAAAACAAAAACUGCAUAGGGACACUAAUCAGCUUGCAGUAUGAAAUAAACUUACCUGUUCUCAUACUAACCAAAUAUAAAAUGACAAAAUCAUUCAAUCAACAGUUGGUUGUUUGGAGAAGUGUGACAAGAUUUUUAUAAAAGUUUAAAUAUAAGAAAGUAUUAUUAUUACUAUUUAAGUUUUUUUAUAUAAGUUUGUAUUGUGUUCAUAAAGAAUGUGAGUACCACUUUGGCUCCAUUGUACAGUCUCUUAAAGGCAAGGGUUUCAUUUGAGUGGAGUAGAGAAUGUGAGAACGCCUUUGCGAUGGUUAAAAAACAGUUAGUUUCAAGUGAUGUAUUAGUACACUAUUUGAUCAACCUGCCUUUAAUCCUUACAACUGACGCAAGAAGUGUAGGAAUCAGGCACAGACAUCAACAUCACGAUAUAAAAAGUAAUAAACUUAUAUAAAAACUC
This is a messenger RNA of Pararge aegeria (speckled wood butterfly), 1407 nucleotides long. RefSeq names its product protein TSSC4. The record is from RefSeq and is a predicted model, not a curated record. The transcript has a single exon. Bases 191 to 850 code for a protein of 219 amino acids. Lineage: Eukaryota; Metazoa; Arthropoda; Insecta; Lepidoptera; Nymphalidae.